Gastrolobium bilobum is the source of this 1109-nucleotide messenger RNA. RefSeq lists its product as uncharacterized. The transcript is spliced from 5 exons. NCBI's taxonomy places the organism in Eukaryota, Viridiplantae, Streptophyta, Magnoliopsida, Fabales, Fabaceae. Bases 329 to 697 code for a protein of 122 amino acids. The record is from RefSeq and is a predicted model, not a curated record.
GUUUGCUCUAUUCAUUCCCUUUCUCCGCUAAAGCGCUCCCUAAAACAGUGACAGUCACGGUGACCAAAAUCGAAUAUUUAGGGUUGCAAAACAAGUCUGGACCUUCCACUCUCACUUCUCUCAACUCCUCCCAUUGAAUUCCCUAUUCUUCCAAUUAUCCAAAUCCAACAUUCCUCUCUCUUUCAAAUUUCAUCCUUCGUUUUCACACUCUCUACGCUCUCUCUUUCCCAAGUCUCACUCACCAGUUGGGUAAGAAGAAAUCAAGGAUCACACAUUGCAUUCUAUUUUCUUCUCCAAACCAUUCAAGGGUAACUUCUUAUCAUUGUCCAUGAGGCUCUAUGAUGAAUUCAAAGAGAUACUAAAGAUUCAGAAGUUCCGAAGAUUGGUGUCUUAUACUGGGUUCUUCUGCUUUACUACGCUUAUAAGCUAUGCUUACACUAGCAAUACAACUAGGGCUGGGUACUCUAGAGCUGAUCAAUUCUAUGCAUCUUAUCCGGCUGGUACUGAGCUUUUAACUGACAGUACCAAGUUAUACAAAGCUGCUCUUGGAAACUGCUUUGAAGCUGAAGAAUGGGGUCCAUUUGAGUUCUGCAUCAUGGCAAAACACUUUGAGCGUCAAGGGAAGUCACCGUAUGCAUAUCAUGCACAAUAUAUGGCGCACCUCCUUUCUCUUGGACAACUUGAUGGGAGUGGUUAACCUGGCUUAUGACAAAGUGGAAAUUUUUUUGCAGUAUAUGAAGACGUAUAAAGCCAAAUAAGAAAACUUGAGGUUUGAGUACUUGUCGAGUUUUGAACUGCUUUGUAUUCUAUUCUAUGACCUUAAUUUUUAUGAGAUAGGAACACAGUAUAUGGAGCAUUUUCUUUUUCUUGUAGGGUGACAACAAAUGUUUAGCUUUAUCCCUAUCCUCUUUGAUAUACAAAUGUCCCAUCAGUGUCAAGUGCUUCAGAUUAUGUGUUAAACAUGCCACAGUACUCCUUGUCUUCUUAAAGACGAUUCUAAGAAAUGUUGGCGACUGAACUGAUACUAGUAAGAAUUCCACAUGACCAAAAUCCGUAGAUGGUAAAGGUACAAGAAUACGUAUAUGUAUUCUUUUGAUAGUGGCGACACA